GGCCGAUCCGUAUCCCGUGGAGGGUACUCCGUAGCCUAGUAUCUAUUCAUGCGAGAGAUAGGGUCUCCAGCAACCUUAGCCCUCACAUCCUCCCCUUGAGAAGCGGAGAGGAGAGGGACGGUGAUCCCAUUUCACAGACAGGAAAACUGAAGCCCUACGGGGGGCGGGCACUCGCCCCUUGCCCGAGGCUUGAGCUAGGGCUGUCGCUUGCUGUCCAAUGACCGUCGCUAGGCCAGCGUCCGACGUCCUUUGUUGAUGUAGGGAGUCAUGUCCUUGACGGAGCCCUGGGCCGAGCUCGUUUCCCCCUCCAGCUGAAGCCCGCCAUCCCAAGAAGCCGUGUUGACGGGUAGAGAAAAUGUUAGGGGCAGAUGAGGGGUUUUUGUUUGUUUUGUAUUUUGCUUUUUCAUUUUAAGACACAUCCAGUGAGGAAACAUCCAAGUUAUAAAAUUCAUUAGUAUACAGUCAUAAAAUGACUGCCCUCUGACCCCCAUGGGAACAUGGACUCCGCAACACAAGCCACAUUACGGCCGGGAAGUAGAAAUUAGAACUACUCUCCAGGAGUUGUUACUCUACUUAAUUUUUUUAGUAAACCUAUGUAUAUUGUCUUUUGGGAUGGUAAACCCACAUAUGUAUUACUUAAACAAAGUUAUGUCAUCGCUAUUUUUGGACACUUCGGUGGGUGGUGAUGAGAGAACCAACUUUAAGUCUAUUCGCAGCAUAACUGAUUUUUGGAAGUUUAUGGAAGGACCCCUUUUGGAAGGUCUGUACUGGGACUCAUGGUACAAUAGCGAGAAGUUGUAUGAUUUAAAGAACAGCAGUCGCAUCUACUAUGAGAACAUACUUUUAGGAGUCCCCAGAGUCCGUCAACUAAAAGUCCGCAAUAACACAUGCAAGGUCUAUUCAUCCUUUCAGUCUUUGAUGAGUGAAUGUUAUGACAGAUACACUUCUGGAAAUGAAGACCUGUCUGAGUUUGGCCUUAAACAGGAUACUGAAUGGACAUACUCUGCUCCUCGUACCAACUCCCCUUGGCACUGGGGAUUUGUUGGUGUUUACCAAAACGGGGGAUAUAUGUUCACUUUAUCAAAAUUGAAAUCUGAAACCAAAACCAAGUUCAUUAACCUUCGACUGAACAGCUGGAUCACAAGAGGGACUAGAGUUAUUUUUAUUGAUUUUUCAUUAUACAAUGCUAAUGUAAAUCUGUUUUGCAUCAUCAGAUUGGUGGCAGAAUUCCCUGCAACUGGAGGCAUACUUACUUCAUGGCAGUUUUACUCUGUGAAGCUCCUCAGAUAUGUUAGCUACUAUGAUUAUUUUAUUGCUUCCUGUGAAAUCACAUUUUGUAUUUUUCUUAUUGUCUUCACAACACAAGAAAUCAAAAAUAUAAGUGAAUUUAAGUAUGCCUAUUUCAAAAGUAUUUGGAACUGGCUAGAAUUGCUACUUUUGGCAUUGUGUUUUGUGGCUGUUUUCCUCAACUCAUACUGUAUUAUACAAGUUUUUCUCUUACUUGGAAAGCUGUUAAAAAAUACUGAAGAAUAUUCAGACUUCUAUUUUCUUGCAUACUGGCACAUUUAUUACAACAAUAUAAUUGCUAUUACUAUCUUCUUUGCAUGGAUAAAGAUAUUCAAAUUCAUAAGCUUUAAUAAGACGAUGUCUCAGCUGUCAUCAACCUUGUCUCGCUGUAUCAAAGACAUAGUAGGAUUUGCCAUCAUGUUUUUUAUAAUAUUCUUUGCUUACGCCCAGUUAGGAUUUCUUGUUUUUGGAUCACAAGUUGAUGACUUUUCCACUUUUCACAAUUCCAUAUUUGCACAAUUUCGAAUUGUUCUUGGAGAUUUUAAUUUUGCUGGAAUUCAGCAAGCCAAUCGUAUCUUGGGACCCAUUUACUUCAUCACUUUCAUCUUUUUCGUGUUUUUUGUCCUGCUGAACAUGUUCUUGGCAAUAAUUAACGAUACCUAUUCUGAAGUGAAAGCUGAUUAUUCAAUAGGCAGAAGGCCAGACUUUGAGCUUGGUAAAAUGAUUAAAGAGAGUUACCACAAUGUUCUUGAAAAACUCAAUCUAAGGAAACCUCAAAAGGAUGAAGACAAGAAAAAUAUGAAAAGUGGAGAUUUGGCUGAACAAGCCAGAAGAGAAGGCUUUGACGAAAAUGAGAUUCAAAGUGCAGAGCGGAUGAAAAAAUGGAAAGCAAGGCUUGAGAAAAAGUACUAUUCUACAGAAAUUCAAGAUGACUACCAGCCUGUCACUCAACAAGAAUUUCGAGAACUCUUUUUAUAUGCUGUGGAGUUGGAAAAAGAAUUACACUACGUCAGUUUAAAACUAAACCGAGUGAUGAGAAAGGUUUCAGCUCUACAAUAUUGAGAGAAGUGGAGUCAUUCUGUAAGAAAAAGGCAACCGAAGAAUUCAAUGUGAAGAUUUUCCUCUCAAUUUUCUUCAAUAAUGAAAAAAUAAUAAUAAUAAAGUUGAUAAUAACAAAAAGCUUGGAUUUCCAAAGUUCUUGAAGUUGAAA
Messenger RNA from Equus caballus (horse), 2497 nucleotides. It is a transcript of the gene PKD2L2, whose product is annotated as polycystin 2 like 2, transient receptor potential cation channel. Gene Ontology annotation, biological process: detection of mechanical stimulus. Gene Ontology annotation, cellular component: membrane. Gene Ontology annotation, molecular function: calcium channel activity; calcium ion binding. NCBI's taxonomy places the organism in Eukaryota, Metazoa, Chordata, Mammalia, Perissodactyla, Equidae. The record is from RefSeq and is a predicted model, not a curated record.